GAUUGUUCAGCAGUUUACUUUCGACAGUCGUGGUUGAAGUUUCAUCGAUCCCAAAUCAAAACCAAAAUCAAUAUGAAAUACUUUGCUGUUUUCGUGCUGCUCUGCUGCCUUUUGGGAGCUGCUGUGGCCCAACUAAAAAAUCCAAUUUGUGGCGAGGAGCCUCGGUCAAAUGGACCCUGCCGUGGGCGAUUUGAGAAGUACACUUAUCUUCAAGAAAGCAAUGAGUGCGUCCAAUUCUUUUACAACGGCUGCGGGCAAAACAAAAACCAUUUCAAUACCCAGGAGGAAUGCGAGAAGGCCUGCAAAAAUUAGUAGAUCUCUGACUAUUCUACAUUAAAAGUUAAAAUUAAAUUCCCUAUUAACUUGUUGAUAUUUUUUAAAUAAAUAAAUAUUAUUGUACGAAAAUUUA
This is a messenger RNA of Drosophila takahashii, 409 nucleotides long. The record is from RefSeq and is a predicted model, not a curated record. Lineage: Eukaryota; Metazoa; Arthropoda; Insecta; Diptera; Drosophilidae.